This is a messenger RNA of Megalops cyprinoides (Indo-Pacific tarpon), 4373 nucleotides long. RefSeq names its product smoothened, frizzled class receptor (gene smo). Gene Ontology annotation, biological process: positive regulation of smoothened signaling pathway; smoothened signaling pathway; central nervous system development. NCBI's taxonomy places the organism in Eukaryota, Metazoa, Chordata, Actinopteri, Elopiformes, Megalopidae. The record is from RefSeq and is a predicted model, not a curated record. The transcript has 12 exons. The coding region runs from base 608 to 3073 and encodes 821 amino acids. Gene Ontology annotation, cellular component: cilium; plasma membrane; dendrite. Gene Ontology annotation, molecular function: patched binding; transmembrane signaling receptor activity.
GGCAGCACGAAAGAAAAACGGAGGGGUAGACCAGCAUUACCACCGCCGACUUUAGCAGGGAACCCCGUUUUUCUUCCCUGUUUUUGUGUGUAGUAACUGUUGCUCACCUUUUUUUGCAGCAAAAUGUGAGACGUAGGAGUGCUGUUCAGGGGAUGGAGCAAACAGACUGGGGAUCGUAUUACACUUUUUCAGACUUUUCAUUGCCAGUUUUUUUUCCUUCCUAAAAGUGGGGGGAUGGUGGCUUUGUCGCUCGCUUUCUGCGUUUAAAUCAGUUUCUCUCUCUGUUGCGCAAAAACACGGAGAAUAUUUUGGUAAAGAAUUUUAUAUAUUUUACCAAAUUGAAAUUUUACUAAUCUAAACUCGGUACGGAUGAAAAUAAUGAAGGACAAUACAAAAAUUGACGCACGGCUUAUGAAAAAGAAGAAACCUGUGGUUUGCAACAAAAUACUAUUUCUUUCGGUUGGAGUAAAAUCAUGCAUCAUUCAUUGCUGACUUAACGGCUUCGUUACUGAGCUUUGUGUUUUCUUUUCAACGUCGCUCUAAGUUACAGAAACUGGGAAAGUUUUUACUCUAGCGGACGCAAAGUUACACUGCUCCAGUCUCCAAGAUGUCUUCCCGGAGGUACUCCUUUGUUGAAAGAUUUGGGAUGCUUUGGUUAUGGCUUGCCUCCUUUUUGUGUAACCGCCUGGUUACUGCACAGAAAAACGAAUCCGUUUUUAACGAUUAUUGUAAGAAAACAUCGACUUGUGAAGCUCUGAAAUACAACACUUGCCUUGGUUCACCGUUACCUUACACUCACACGUCUCUGAUUCUGACGGAGGAUUCGAACACCCAAGAAGAAGCUUUUGAGAAGUUAGCCAUGUGGUCUGGUUUGAGGAACGCCCCCGGGUGCUGGGCCGUCAUUCAGCCACUGCUCUGUGCCGUCUACAUGCCGAAGUGUGAGAACGGCAGGGUGGAACUGCCCAGCCAGAGUCUGUGCCAGGCCACACGCCGGCCCUGCGGCAUCGUGGAGCGCGAGAGGGGGUGGCCCACCUUCCUGCAGUGCACCCCCGACAAGUUCCCCGUGGGGUGCCAGAACGAGGUGCAGAAGAUCAAGUUCAACACGUCGGGCCACUGCGAGGCCCCGCUGGUGAAGACGGAAAAUGAGAACAGCUGGUACGAGGACGUGGAGGGCUGCGGCAUCCAGUGCAACAACCCGCUGUUCACCGAGGACGAGCACUCGGACAUGCACGCCUACAUCGCCCUCUUCGGCUCCAUCACGCUCUUCUGCACCUUCUUCACCCUGGCCACCUUCCUGGCGGACUGGAAGAACUCCAACCGCUACCCGGCCGUGAUCCUGUUCUACGUCAACGCCUGCUUCUUCAUCGGGAGCAUCGGCUGGCUGGCGCAGUUCAUGGACGGAGCUCGCAGGGAGAUCGUGUGCAAGAGCGACAACACCAUGCGGCUGGGGGAGCCCACCUCCACAGAGACGCUGUCCUGCGUCAUCAUCUUCGUCAUUGUGUACUACUCCCUGAUGUCCGGGGUGAUCUGGUUUGUCAUGCUCACCUACGCCUGGCACACCUCCUUCAAGGCCCUGGGCACCACCCACCAGCCUCUGUCCGGGAAGACCUCUUACUUCCACCUGGUCACCUGGUCCAUUCCCUUUGUACUCACCGUGGCCAUACUGGCAAUAGCACAGGUGGAUGGGGACUCGGUUAGUGGAAUCUGCUUUGUCGGGUACAAGAACUACCACUAUCGCGCCGGGUUUGUGCUGGCUCCUAUCGGACUCGUUCUCAUCAUCGGCGGCUACUUCCUCAUCCAGGGUGUCAUGACGCUGUUUUCAAUUAAAAGCAACCACCCGGGACUUCUGAGUGAAAAGGCAGCUAGCAAAAUCAAUGAAACCAUGCUCAGACUGGGAAUAUUUGGAUUCCUGGCUUUCGGCUUUGUUUUCAUCACUUUCGGCUGCCAUUUCUACGACUUCUUCAACCAGGCAGAGUGGGAGAGGAGCUUCAGAGAAUACGUGUUCUGUGAGGCCAACGUGACGAUCGCCCACCAGACCAACAAGCCGAUCCCAGAGUGUGCGAUCAAGAACAGGCCCAGCUUGCUGGUGGAGAAGAUCAACCUCUUCGCCAUGUUCGGCACCGGCAUCUCCAUGAGCACCUGGGUGUGGACCAAAGCCACUCUGCUCAUCUGGAAGCGCACCUGGUUCAGGAUCAUUGGCCGCAGCGAUGAUGAGCCGAAGCGCAUUAAAAAGAGUAAGAUGAUCGCCAAGGCCUUCUCCAAACGCAAGGAGCUGCAGCAGGACCCGGAGAAGGAGCUCUCCUUCAGCAUGCACACCGUCUCCCAUGACGGUCCCGUGGCUGGAAUUAACUUUGAUCUGAACGAGCCGUCGGUGGACAUGUCCUCCGCGUGGGCCCAGCACGUCACCAAAAUGGUGGCCAGGAGAGGAGCCAUUUUGCCCCAGGACAUCUCCAUCACGCCCACCGGAACUCCAGUGCCUCCUGAUGACAGGAAGAGCCAGCUCUGGAUGGUGGAGGCGGAAAUCUCGCCAGAGAUGAUGAAGAAGAAGAGGAAAAAGAAGAGGAGGAAGAAGGAGGUGCGCCCCCUGGAGGCCGCGGAGGAGCCCCAUGAGCAGGGCCAGCGUCGGGACUGUGCCACCAGCUCCGUACCUCGGCUGCCCAGGCUACCCUUCCACAGGAGCCUGGUGGCCAACGGCCGCGAGCAGCACCAGGAGGACCUGCUUCCCGGCUCCUUCCCAGAAUUCCCUCCCUCUCACCCCCUGCCCUACCCGGAGAGGUACGCUGGCCUGGUGGCCCCCUCCAGCCACCGCCUGCACCCGGACGCCGACCCCCUGUCUCUUAGCAACAGGCAGCCCGAUGGGCGGGGCCUCAGGGGGAGCAGUCUCGCCUGCGCCCCGCCCAGGCAACACAACGGGGUGUUCCGCCACUCCGGGGAGGUGGAGCCCGCGGCGGGGGGGUCGGGGAGGGUGCCCUACAUGCCCCGGACUCACGGCAGGAGAGCGGGCCUGGCGCCGAUCCACUCUAGGACCAACCUCAUGGACGCGGAGCUGAUGGAUGCUGACUCUGACUUCUAAGAGUGCAGAUGUUCAGCCUCUGUACAAUACGUAAGCAAGAAGUGCUGGAUACUUUAAGACUUACAAGACUCCCCUGUUAGCAGUCUUACAGAGAGGAAAAUGCUAUAUUUGUUGCGAAUUACGUGGCAGGUUACGCUCAGUAUAAUAAAAAAGGGAAAGGUAAAAGGUCACGUUGACCAUGGGAAGGAACUCGCAGUGACAUCAGACAUCCCACAGACACAAUAACCUUCUAAACAAAUGGCCAGGCAUAUAUUUAAUGUCAUGCUUCAGUGUUGGUGGAAGUAGAAUCUGCUCAAGAUUUAUACUCUAGUUUUGAGAUAAAGACUGACUUGGACUACCAGCAUUGAUAAACUCCAGUAAAAUGUAUGAAGUAGAUGCAUAUGAACGUCGCAUUUUCAGUAUAUAGAUGUUUAAUCUAUUCCAAGUUUCACCAGCAGUGGAUUGCUGCAUUGAGUGGAGGCUGCCUGUAAAACCUGAAAAGGCUCAAAGUGAGGUGGAUUGGGAGCGCGGUUUCCAUUCCAGACCAGCGUGACUCUGCAGUGCCACUCCCACUCCAGAUCUGUGAGCCAAUCAGAGACGUGGUGUGGUGUAAGACCACACCCCCAGCUUGUCCUGCCCCCAAAAACCUGCGGGGGGCCUGUGUGUUCUUCAGUUUAGUAGAACUGAUAGACGGUACUUUCGUAGAUGAAGAAAUUCUUUGUUUUUUAAAAGGACUUUUACAUUUUAAGUCACCUGGUGUGAGCACACAGGUAAUCCUCUCUCUUGGUAAAGGAAAGGGAACCAUGGUCAUUUUAUGUGUUGUCUUUUGGAGUGAAACUGACCCCAACAAAGUGUAAAAGGGGACAUGAAUUAUGUCCAGACCUUAAAAACAAAAACCUGUGCAUGUCACGCCAUUCUGUGUACAAGGUGUUUCUGUACAGUUUUAUGAAAGAGGGUUAUUUUUAUAUGUCAGCAGAAAGUAUUUUUGUUCCUGUGUUUGGGGUCAUUGUGUAUACCUGUAGAUAAUGUGAGCAGGAGUUGGAUGUUCAGCGUAGAUUUGCUGUGAUAGUGUUUUCAGAAGCUGCACUCUGUGACAGCACAGAGACUUUAGCAGGCUGAGCUGAGACAGCCAUUGUCGUCAGGCUUUUGUAGGGAAUGACGUGGGUUUAGGAGUGAAGCAGUGACUUGUGUGGCAAGCCUGCCCACUGUGGCAUGUGAAAUGUCAUACUUAAAAUCUGUCGCUGAUUUGAUUUAUUUGAAAUGAGGACAUUCCUCUGUCAUCACUCCAUAAAAGGGACAGGUGAGAGGUGUUUAGCAGACA